Messenger RNA from Punica granatum (pomegranate), 1437 nucleotides. NCBI's taxonomy places the organism in Eukaryota, Viridiplantae, Streptophyta, Magnoliopsida, Myrtales, Lythraceae. The record is from RefSeq and is a predicted model, not a curated record.
AAAGUAGAAAUUUACACCGACAUGGCUAAGAAUGUCUUUGAAAUCAUAUCCUAAGAUGGGACGCAUGAGCAUAGAUCAUUGUCGGCCCGGCCGUAAUAGAUGAUGUCUCACGUUAAAUAGGUCGAGCAUUUGAGCUCCGAAGCCUCCGGACGAGAUCAAAUCAAUGGCGAGCCUGCUCGAGAGAUACCAGAAACUGGGAAUCGGCGAGUCGCUGCCAAGAAUCCACAGAUACCCAAUUGCCUGUAAGGAGCUGAGCUUCAUCCUCAGGGGUGCUUACAAAAAAUUCCCCAAGAACGUUCAGUCCCUCAUCUUCCAAGACACCCUCGCCGCCUUUCGCCUCCUUCCCCGGAUGCAGACACAGACUGCAGUAUCAGCAUCAAAUUUACUCGCUCAAGCAGCAGAGGUGGCAUUGCCGAAGCAAAAGAAGAGCUUGGCUGCAAAAGAAUUUAAGCAUGCGAAAAUUGCUCAGAAGAGGCAAUCAAAAGUGCAGCAGGAAGGAAAAGAUUGUGCUCAGCUGCCUCAAGAUGUUCUUAUGCACAUAAUGAGUUUCCUUGAUUUUCAGUCUUUAGUCUCUGUGGGAGUCAUCUGCUGGUCAUGGAAUUUAGCAGCCGGUGAUGACUCUCUAUGGAAGGCACAAUACACGAAAAUAUUUGGUCAUCAAGAUGCAAGUUUGAAGACUGAGAAUAGCUGUAAUGAGACUGCCCGUCGUGCUCAUCGUAGAGCCAUGCUAGACGAGAUUUCUGAUAAAUCAUUUAUCAAUUGGAGAGAGGCCUUUAAAAAGGCAUAUACAGGGAAAUCCUCGAGAAGACUAAUAUCAAACAGGGGAUAUUGUAGACACUGCAAAACAAUUGUUUGGCUCAGGUGCACCGUUUGCUCGAGUCAACACCCAGAACAUAGAUCUGGCAUUAGUCAAAUCAAGCCUGUGCAACCCCACCAGGUUGUAAACUAUUUAUUGGAUGAGUUUUCGUCUUCGGAUAGUGAGAGUGAUAGUGAUACAGAGGGGCAUCCCGUUUCAAGGUUAUGGGCCUAUAGCAAGGCCACUCAUCACAGAUCCUAAGCCCUUCAUUUGGAAUGCAAAAAGUGUACGGCGUUUUGGAUGAAUAUGCAUGGGACUUCGAUCGCAGCAAAAUUUUCACAUAUACGAGUACAUACCUGGCUGAUUUUACGGCUGUGAACUCGUCUCAGCAAAUCGGUGAAGUAAGAGGAAGAGAGGAGGAAAAUCCAUGAAAAAACCAUGAAGAUUUCCUCGCCAAACCAAUUUGGUUUGCUAUAUUGGGACAUAUCAAGUAAGGGGAGCAUGCAAUAGUUAUAGAGAUCACAGUGCCACAGUGAUGAGAUCAAUAUUAUUGUAUCGUCAUUACGAACUUUCGACACAUUGUGAUACAUGAGAUAUGAUCCCUCCGAUGAUUUUCCAUAAGUUGUACGAUUGCGAUUGAA